AUGAUCUUGCCUUUACUCGCUUUGUAUUCAGAUAACAAUUCUUUACUUUAUUACACAGCUCUUGAUAACAUAAUUUCAUCAGAACCUACAGAUGCUUCAAGGUUUGGAAAUCAAACGAAUUUGGAGAUUCGAUGCAAUAAUACAUCACAGUUCUACAAAUUAGAUACAUCGAAUUACGAAAAUAUCUAUAUAAAAGCUGACCAUUUCUGCGUUAUCAAUAUUACAGGAGAAAAUAAGAAAAUCAAAAUUGAUGGUCCCGCACAAGUAUAUAUUACAGGCAACAACAAUACAAUUUACAACGAAUUUAAUCUCAGUAAAAGAUUUUCUCACCCUCUUGUUCUUAUUGAUGGAAUUGGAAACAAUUUAAAGAUUAUUUGGAAUGAAAAUUUAAAUUUGUCAUACAACGUUGCCACAGCCAUUGUGAAUGAUCCAAAAUUCAUCACAUCUGAUCCAGGCGAUUCAAAUUUCAAAUUCAAUGAAAUUGAUAAUUCCAGCUUUGUUGGAGAUAUUGGUCCAUUCAUCGAAGUUAAUAUCAGCCUAUUGACUAGAGUUCCAGCAGGCGGUGGCCGUGGUGGUGGUGGCGGUGGUCGUGGCGGUGGAGGAGGUCGCAGUGGAGGAGGCCGAGGAUAUGGACAUUCGUCUUCUACAUCGAGAGGUGGUGGUGGAUAUCAUGGAGGUAGUAGUGGUGGAGGGUCUGGAGGUAGUGUUCCAUUGGCUUUUAUAAUUGUCAUGAGCAUUAUUUUUGGAGUUCCAAUAUUGGGAGCCAUAAUUUUCGUGAUCUACAAUUUAAUAUAUGAUUGCUACAAACAACAUUUAGACAAAACAUCUCAAGACAUACCAGAUUUGUAA
Messenger RNA from Trichomonas vaginalis G3, 849 nucleotides. RefSeq lists its product as uncharacterized. Gene Ontology annotation, biological process: snoRNA guided rRNA pseudouridine synthesis. The transcript has a single exon. Gene Ontology annotation, cellular component: box H/ACA snoRNP complex. The coding region runs from base 1 to 849 and encodes 282 amino acids. The record is from RefSeq and is a predicted model, not a curated record. Gene Ontology annotation, molecular function: box H/ACA snoRNA binding. NCBI's taxonomy places the organism in Eukaryota, Parabasalia, Trichomonadida, Trichomonadidae.